Molecule: messenger RNA, 1795 nt
Organism: Chaetomium strumarium
Lineage: Eukaryota; Fungi; Ascomycota; Sordariomycetes; Sordariales; Chaetomiaceae
Product: histidine phosphatase superfamily
Exons: 2
Coding region: 97-1632 (511 amino acids)
Biological process (GO): dephosphorylation
Molecular function (GO): phosphatase activity
Source: RefSeq, a predicted model, not a curated record
UUCCCCCAAGGGAAGAGGAGCAAUAUUAUUAUUAUUAACCAGGUACUGUACGCGCACAAAGUAGGCCAACAACUUACAAGCGGGCACGACACAGCCAUGACGUCGCUGGUCCCGCGUAAGCCGUACACGGACGAUGAGCUCCGGAAGCUCUACCCAGACAGCCUGGAGCUGCAGCUGGUGCAGAUCCUGAUGCGCCACGGCGAGCGCACCCCCAUCUCGGCGCGCUUCCAGAACGCCGGACUAACGCCAUGGUGGCCGUAUUGUUCCAGCGCGCGCCACAUGCGGUCGGCCGUCCUCGCUGCUGCAGACACGACGACCGACCACCCCUUCGACACCAUGAAAUGGAAGCGUCGUCUGGAGACAUUUGGGCCCAAUGACGAGCCCGUCGUCGCCCGCGGCCCCAAGGGCGAGACGGACGACAUCUGCGACCUGGGCAGCCUGACCGACCUCGGCAGGCAGAGCACGUACAAGCUGGGCCUGCGCCUGCGCCAGCUCUACAUUGAUCGGCUGGGCUUCCUGCCUCCGACCAUCUCCUCCGCCGACUUCCUCUACCUGCGCUCCACGCCGGUGCCCCGCGCGCUGGAGUCCCUGCAGCAAACCUUCUCGGCGCUCUACCCACCCUCUACGCGGAACCCGGGGCCGGACGGCAAGUUCCCCGCCCCCACCAUCCUCUCGCGUGUGCCGGGAGACGAGACGCUCUACCCCAACGACGGCAACUGCCGCCGUUUUGCCGCGCUCGCCAACGCCUUCGCCCAGCGCGCCGCCGACAGGUGGAACAACACGUCCGACAUGGAGUACCUGCAGAAGAUCUACGGCAAGUGGAUGCCCAACGGCAACAAGGUCGCCGUCGACUCGCACCCACGCCUGUCGGGCAUCAUGGACACCGUCAAUGCUACGCUGGCCCAUGGGCCGGAAACCAAGCUUCCUAAGGAGUUCUACGACGGGAAAGCGCGGGAUAUCAUGGACAAGGUUGUCGUGGAGGAAUGGUUCGCCGGGUACGUCGAGUCCAAGGAGUUCCGCACGCUGGGGAUAGGGGGCCUGCUUGGGGAUAUCGUCGGGCGGAUGGUCGGGAGCGUGGAGCAGCAGACGGGGACGGGCGGGCCGGACUCGCUGCUGAAGCGGACGGGGCAGGAGGACCAUAGCGCCACGAUCCGGUUCGGCCUGAGCGGGUGUCACGACACCACGCUCGCGGGUGUUCUGGCGAGCCUGGGCGCGUACGGCAUGGACCGGUGGCCGCCAUUUACGAGCCACGUCGCGAUUGAGCUGUUCAGGGAGUCCAAGAUCCCGCCCCCCGAGGCAGAGCCGGCGAAGAAGAGCUGGUGGACUUCGCUGUUUGCUGCCGCCGGAGGGCCUACAAACAUCGGCCGGCGACCGACGACGGAGCUGACGGCCGCUGAGAAGAACAAGCUCGAUGGAUACUACGUGCGGAUACGCUACAACGACGAGCCCGUCACUGUACCGGCUUGCCGGCUGCCGGGGAACCAUCUUAAGGGCGACGAGUCGUUUUGUACGCUGGCCGCCUUCAAAGCCGUUGUUGACAAGUUCACCCCGACGGACUGGAAGCAGCAGUGCCGAAUGAACAGAGACCAGCCCACUCUCCCGACCGGAGAGCCGGAAUGGGCGGGCCACUGAGGGCCGUUGAUCAUCUAGCGCUUAUUGAGUGUAGCCAGAAUAACCAGCCCAAAUUUGCUGCGGUUCGAACGAGAGGGAGGGAGGAGAUACCUACCAGGUAAGAGGCAGAGCCUUGGCUACCUAUCCUCUCCGGUUGGACAUGAUUUCAGCGGACUCGAACAGA